AUGGAUGCACAGCUUGCAGCACAUGGUGGCGAUUCUGUAAAACAGAGUGUGAAAACUGAGUGUCACGUCCACCUGGUAAAACCAGGUGUCAGACAACACGACAACCAGCCUGAGACGUCCUCCAUCUUAAGGUUUCUCCUCUGUUGUGAUUGUCGAGACUCCUACAUCAAGCCUCCUAUCAAUCCUCCCACUCAGGUGUUCCUCAUAAACGAGAAGGGGAAGUCGAGCACCUACGAUAUCAAACCCAACGAGACGGUGAACGACUUCAAGCGGAGUGUAGAGCAGAGGGAGGGGGUACCGGUGAGCCAGCAGAGGUUCAUUCACGAAGGCAAGGACAUGACAACUGGAAAACUGUCAGACUACAACGUGAGGACGCACAGCACCAUCUACCUGACCCUCCGACUGAGAGGAGGCUGAGGACAUACUGGACG
Messenger RNA from Mugil cephalus (flathead mullet), 431 nucleotides. Its product is annotated as ubiquitin-like. Gene Ontology annotation, molecular function: ubiquitin protein ligase binding; protein tag activity. Gene Ontology annotation, cellular component: nucleus; cytoplasm. The transcript is spliced from 2 exons. The record is from RefSeq and is a predicted model, not a curated record. Bases 1 to 417 code for a protein of 138 amino acids. NCBI's taxonomy places the organism in Eukaryota, Metazoa, Chordata, Actinopteri, Mugiliformes, Mugilidae. Gene Ontology annotation, biological process: modification-dependent protein catabolic process; protein ubiquitination.